This is a messenger RNA of Diachasma alloeum, 2853 nucleotides long. Its product is annotated as mucin-2-like. Bases 1 to 2853 code for a protein of 950 amino acids. The transcript has 4 exons. The record is from RefSeq and is a predicted model, not a curated record. Lineage: Eukaryota; Metazoa; Arthropoda; Insecta; Hymenoptera; Braconidae.
AUGGUAGGUAUCAUUAUCAACUCCAAAAUGAGAGCCUACGCAUUCCUCCUCUUCGCAGUCAUCGGUAUCAGCCUCGUCCAGGCGGACUCGGUAAAGAAUCUCAUCGACAAUGUCCACAGUUUCCUGAACGACUAUAAACUUGAUCUGAUAAAUACUCAGCGCAAUCUCAUAGAUGAAUAUAAAAGCAAAAGGAGAAGCGCUGUUGACUUCGCUAGCGCUAGUGUUCAACAACUGGCACCACUCGUUGCGGGAGCUCGGGCGAAUGGGAAAGAUGUAGAAAAAUGCAUAAAACCACUGAAUUCAAGAACCAAGGCGGCUCUGAAAGAAGAUCUCGAUGAGCUGAAGUCGUGCUUCAACCAACAUGUGCCCAACUAUGCAGACAUAACUAGAAAACUUGGCGAUCUACUGCGGGAAGAGAAAAAAUUUCGAACAGAUUUUGAAAAAAUUCAAAAGGAAUGUCAGAACAAGAGGUUUCCAGGGUUGUGCAGUGGCUUGCGUGAGGACACACUGACCACUUACGUUAGAUCAUGGAGAAACCAGGCAGAAAGACUGAAAAGAACUGAGAAGUGGGAUAGCUCUGUGGCUAACAAGAAAAUUGAACGAUGCAAUACUGCAUCGUAUCUCAAAUUGGAGAAACAAUUGAGCUCUUUCAACAGAAACGCUCGACGGUGUGUUACUGCUCUACCUGUUCGACCUACGACUACUCAGAAACCAAUGGCUUCUGUAGCUCCGACGACGACUACAGCAUCUACUCCGACAGCUGUGCCUGUAACGACUGCUGUACCUACAACCACUGUUGCCUCUGUAACUUCUUCUGCACCCAGUGCCCCUGAUGCCCCUACAACAACUGGUGCAUUCACUACCACUGCUGUCCCUAUAACGACGACUGCACCCACCAUGACCGCUGUACCUGAAGCGACUGCUGCUCCCACUACCACUGAAGCCCCUAUAACUACUGCUGCAUCCGACACCCCCGAUGACCCUGCAACGACCGUUGUACCUAUAAUCAGGGAUGUACCUAUCACUGCUGUCCCUGUGACGACUGCCGCCCCUGUAACGACUGCUGUCCCUACUACCACUGCUGCCGAUGUAACCACUGCUGCAGAAGUUACGACGGCUGCACCCAACACUACUGAUGCUCCUACAACGACUAUUGAACCUACUACCACUAUUGCCCCUAUAACUACUGCUGCCCUUACCCCUGUAACGACGGCUGCACCCACUACUACUGUUGCAAUUGCCAUGACUGAUGUGCCUACAGUGACUGCUGCAUCCGAAACCACUGUUGACCCUAUAACUACUGAUGCAUCCAACCCCACUGAUGCACCUACUACCAUUCCUGCCGAUGUAACGAAUGCUGCUGAUGUAACGACUGUUGCACCUACUACUACUGCUGCAGAUGUAACGACUGCUGCACCUACUACCGCUGCUGCAGAAGUAACGACUGUUGCACCUACUACCACUACUGCCGAUGUAACGACUGUUGCACCUACUACCGCUGAUGCCGAUGUAACGACUGUUGCACCUACUCCCGCUGAAGCCGAUGUAUCGACAGGUGCACCUACUACCACUGCUGCAGAUAUAACGACCGUUGCACCUACUACAACUGCUGCAGAUGUAACUGCUGUUGAAUCUACUACCACUGCUGCAGAUGUAACGACUGUUGAACCUACUACCGCUGCUGCCGAUGUAACGAUGGCUGAAUCCACUACCACUAUUGCGCCUGACAUGACUACUGUACCCGCAGAGACUGCUGCACCCACUGCCACUGCUGCUGAUGUAACGACUGUUGCACCUACUACCACUUUUGCAGAUGUAACGACCGCUGCACCUACUACCAUUUCUGCAGAUGUAACGACUGUUGAACCUACUACCACUUCUGCGGAUGUAACGACCGUUGCACCUACUACCACUUCUGCAGAUGUGACAACCGCUGCACCUGCUACCACUUCUCCAGAUGUAACGACCGCUGCACCUGCUAUCACUUCUCCAGAUGUAACGACCGUUGCACCUACUACCACUUUUGCAGAUGUAACGACUAUUGAACCUAAUACCACUUCUGCAGAUGUAACGACCGCUGCACCUACUACUACUUCUGCAGAUGUAACGACCGCUGCACCUGGUAUCACUUCUGCAGAUGUAACGACUGUUGAACCUACUACCACUGCUGCAGAUGUAACGACUGUUGCAUCUACUACCACUGCUGCAGAUGUAACGACUGUUGAACCUACUACCGCUGCUACCGAUGUAACAACGGCUGAAUCCACUACCACUAUUGCACCUGACAUGACUACUGUACCCGCAGAGACUGCUGCACCCACUGCCACUGUUGACCCUAUAACAACUGCUGCAUCCGACGCCACUAGCGACCCUGUAACGACUGCUGCACCCACAACGACUGUUGAGCCUACCGCGACUGCGGUACCUACUGCGACUGAUGAAUCUACUACCUCUGCAGCCCCUACAACUACUGCUGCAUCCGAUAUCACGAGUGACCCUGCAAUGACCGUCGCGCCUACUGACCCCGCUGACCCUGUAACGACCGUUUCACCCACUGAAACUGCUGCCCCUGUAACGACAGCUGACCCUACUACCCCUGAUACUCCUACCACGGCUGAUGCAGAAAGUACCGCUGAUGUCAAUGCAAUGACCGUCGCACCUACUACCACUACAGACGCUGCAACAGAGGCUGCAGCUACUACCACUACAGACGCUGCAACGGAGGCUGCACCUACUACCACUACAGAUGCUGCAACGGAGGCUGCAGCUACCACCCCUGUUGUCUCUACAACGACUCCUGAAGAAACUCCGACGGAUGUUCCUCCAACCACAACUGAGGAACUACCAACGUAA